Molecule: messenger RNA, 1413 nt
Organism: Mycena citricolor
Lineage: Eukaryota; Fungi; Basidiomycota; Agaricomycetes; Agaricales; Mycenaceae
Source: the annotation of a GenBank genome assembly
AUGAGGUGCGACGAGUGCAGCAUAUUCCAAGAAAAACGCGCCGAAGACGAGACGGGGGCUCCGACCUCCACGCCCAGCUCUCGACUUUUCCCGCCGCAGACCAGCAUCGCCGCGCUCCCCAUCGAGCUGCUAGCCGAGAUCUUCGAGCUCGUCGUCAUCGAGGGCGUCGUGCGGCACGGCUUCCUCGAGACGGACUGCUCCGUGCGCCCAUCGAGCCAGGCGCACAAGCUGGGCCAGGUGUGCGCGCACUGGCGGCGGAUCGCGUACGGGACGCCGAAGCUGUGGAACAAGGCCCCGAUCUACGUGCGCCUGGGGACGGAGGAGCUGUCGCCGAGGCAUCUGGCGCAGCUCGGCGCGGCGCUGACGAGGAGCGAGCCGCUGUCGAUCGUCGUGGCCCUGAAGCACGCGGAGGGUGCGGACUCCGACCUCGUCGCUGCGCUGCGGGACCGAAUCGAAGAGGCCGUGCUGCCGACGACGGAGAGGUGGAGGGCGCUGUCUCUCACGGCACCGGACCUCGGAUCGUUGGCGCGCAAGUCGUUCCCAGGCCUCGAGAGCCUGCAUCUCAGCGGUUUGGCAAAGCAGCAAGACCCCAUCGACCAGUUCUUGGGAUGUUCGCGCCUGCGAAUGGUCCGGCUGCAACUACGGAAUACGCUGGAUAUGACCUCCGUGCUCCUUCCAUGGAGCCGCCUCACGACACUCUCUCUGCACGAAUCUUCGCUGGAUGUUUGCAGCUCCAUUCUGCAGUUGUGCACGAAUCUCGUCACGGCCCAGAUUUUCUCGAAAUCGUACCCCGCUGGCGCUUCCACAGUCGGGGCCGCGAGCAUCCAGACUCUCCCCUUCCUGCAGAACCUGGAGGUGAAUUGUCAGAUCCCGAAGGAGAGCCGAGACACGACGCAUCUCGGCGCCUUCCUCGCCCCAUUUGCGUUCCCCGCUCUCGCCUCGCUUUCGCUCACGUUCACGCGCGUCUUCUGGCGCACCGAGCAGAUCACGGCAUGCCUGGGCCGGUCUCCCGGGAUCGACACGCUGCAGCUCGCGCUGCCGGGGCAUGUGUCGGUCCAGCACGUGCUCGAGGUCAUCCGCUGUGCACCGAAGCUGCAAAGCUUGAGCGUCUCGCGCAAGGGACACACGGACGAUGCGCUGAUGAACGCGCUGUGUGUCAGCAGCAGCCCCAGCUCCGAGGAUGAAACUGGCGUACCGACUGUGCGGCUGCUGCGCACGCUCCGUCUGGACUGUGGCUUCAGACUGGAGUCGCUCGAGCGCCUGUUGCAGUCGCGUUCGGGGAGCACAAGCUCGUCUCUGCAGCAUCUUUAUGUGUACACUGGCUCGUGUCCCGGGAGACGAUGGGUCAAGCAGCUCCGGGCUAUGCUGAAGGAGUUCGAAGAAAAGGGCAUGAAGCUCCAUCUUGAAUACUGA